Molecule: messenger RNA, 4751 nt
Organism: Penaeus vannamei (Pacific white shrimp)
Lineage: Eukaryota; Metazoa; Arthropoda; Malacostraca; Decapoda; Penaeidae
Source: RefSeq, a predicted model, not a curated record
GUGAGCGUGUUCGACCAGGCGCUCAUUAACGAAGGCCGAGUCCAGUACGUAGGGAUCGGGACGAACGUGACGUCAGACCAUUUCGUCUUCGAUGUGACCAAUGGGAUCUCGAGCUUGUCCAGACUCGUCUAUAAUAUACAGGUCAUCCCCAAGACCAUCUACCUGUCCGCCGGCGCCCUGCACGUCGACGAAGGCUCCCAGACCAUCGUGACCCUGGACGUGGUGCAGGUCCUGACGGAGUAUUACACCGACAAGAUCAAGCAGUACCUGGUGCGGCGUGCAGCCGGCGGCGGGGCAGCUGGAGCUGGCCUCGAGACCCGGACUCAGGGUCGAGGCCUUCACGCCGCUGCAGCUGGAACAGGGGCUCAUCUCGUAUCCCUUAAGCCUUCCUUCUCGCCCCUUUCGCAGUACGUCCACGACGGCAGCGAGCGCCUCACGGACUCCUUCAGUUUGGUGGCCGUGUCAGGUGUGCGUCAGAGUGCGCCCGCCCAGGUGAACGUCACGAUCAGGGGACUCAAUGACGAGGCGCCUUUCUUUAUGAAAUAUUUGGCCAUAUUGUGUACUCGUCACCUUGUUGUACAUCUUGUGUACACUGUAUGUAUUAUAUCUAAUGAAGACACAGAUAUAAUUCAUCGCCACAUCAAGUACGCAAAAAAGUUGACUCAUCCAUCCUCCGCAAGCUACUACUCAACCUCGCAGAUUGAAAAUCCUCUUCUUAUCACCCUCUACCCGGACCGCUGCGACCACCGGGUUUCCUCGCCCGACGUCCCAACCCUGAAGUCACAUCCUCGCUCUAACCUCCACCACCUCUGCUCUCUUUGUCCACCGCUCUCAGCUCGGACAAGGGGAUCGCCACGCUCCGGGUGUCAUUCUAUUGCUCUCGACCAUAAGCACAUGACCGUCGAAUUGCAAUCACACGCCCCCCUGCACACCUUGCACGACCCCGACCGUUUAAGACGCCCCCCCGAAGCCGAAUCAAGCACGCGGGAGGAGCUUGCAAUUGCUUUGAAGUUUGACCCUGCAAUGAGGCGCGAGGGACUGGCUCGCUCUCAACAGGUAGCCGGUGGCCUCUCGGGGAUGUUCCGGUGGGAGGCGAGCGACCAGGUCCACGGCACCGGCUCCAACGUGUUCACCGUGGCCGCCCGGGCGCUGCACAUCAGCCUCGUGCGGAACGAGCAGCUGCACGUGUUCCCGAUGAUGCAGCAGCCGCUCUCGGCCGCCGUCCUGCUCGCCGUCACGAACGACUUCAACAUCCAGAGGUCGCUGGUGUACGUGAUCCGCCAGGCGCCGUCCCUGGGACAGCUGCUCCUGGAGGAGGCGGGGGGCGUGCUGGUCCCCGUCGACAACUUCACCCAGCGGCACCUGAACGACUCCCGCAUCGUCUUCGAGCACACGAGCCCCUUCUCCGAUCUCUCAGCGAGCGACAUGUUUGUCUUCGACGUGGAGACUCCGUUUGCAGAGCCGCUGAAGAACCAAGAGUUCCACAUCGAAAUAUCUGUGGCCAGUCCGCGCGGAGGAGGCCUUGAGCGCUACCUGGGGCUGGCGCCUCUCGUGGUGGCGGAAGGAGGUCAGGCGACGGUGAGGCAAGACAACCUGAACCUCUCUGCCGUCUUGGAAUUCAUCGAGACGUACCCGGGGGCUGGCGUAGCGGUGCGAUUCCCGCCACAGCUCAUCGCCACCGUCACCUCCACGCCUGUGAAUGGCAUCUUCACGCUGAGAGACAGGAACAUGACUGAGGGCUACACCUUUACCGUUCGCGACAUCGAAAGAGGCCGUGUGCGGUAUGAGCACGAUCACAGUGACACCCUCACAGAUAGCCUAGGCUUCACUGUUCACCUUGCUGGAAAUGGCUCAUCUCCAGAUGUACUACUCUUUAAUGGAUCACUAAACGUUAGUGUAACACCAGUGAAUGACCAACCCUUCACUUUAGUCACCAGUGCCCCAGUUCUGUAUGUUGUGCACCGUCAGAAUGCAAUUAUCACCAACCACAGUUUGCUAACCACAGACCCUGACAAUGUUCCAAAGGAUAUUGUGUACGAACUGAUGAGCGCUCCUGACCAUGGGCGUCUCAUCCACGUUGACAACUUCAGUGUAGCUGUUCAGUCUUUCUCACAAGAAGACGUGGAUGCUGGCAGGAUCCUGUAUGCUCAUGAUGGAACUAAUGGAUCAGCCCGCUUCUAUUUUAAAGUGUCAGAUGGGAAACACAACCCUAAAUACUCUGUUUUUACCAUUGAAGUUCUGCCUCUCACUUUAGAGCUUGUAAACCAUACUGUUAUCCCCCUGAAACAAACUUCUACUGUUGCUUAUAUUAUGCCUCGUCAUCUUGCAGCUAACACAAAUGGCAACAGCAACCAUAUCUUCUAUAAUGUUACUAGAUCACCCAGAUUUGGUCGGUUGUAUAUGAAUGACCAAGUGAUCCACACAUUUGGACAAAGCAAUAUUGAUAAAGGAGAAGUUCUGUAUAUGCAAACAGAUUUGACAGAACCAUCAGAUAAUUUUAGAAUAGAUCUAUGGACAUGGGAAGCAUCUAUUCGUGAUGUAGAAGUAAGGGUUGUAGUGACACCUCUUGUAGAAACCAAACCAUUGAUUGCAACGGUAGGUGGAAGAACCCGACUUACCUUAGACCACUUGGAUGCUUCCCAACUAGCCACCAUUACAGGCAGCAAUCCUGUAUACAAAGUGAAGAAAAGACCUCGUUUCGGGAAGCUGAAGAAGAUCAGUCGGCGGACGAGGAGAUCUGGCAGGUCCUACGAAGUUCAAGAGUUUACACACGAAGACAUAAGGGCAGGCCUUAUAUUUUAUAUUGCAAGGAAUCUCAAUCUGAGGGCUGAUGAGCCUCUGCAUGAUCAUGUCCACUACAUCCUUAAGGUACCAGCACCAGGUUUUCAACCAGCAGAAGGAACACUCCGCCUUAGUUUGGUGGAGAGUAUGGAGGCUGGAGCAGCAUUAGAAGAAGGUGCAGGACCGCCAAGACAUCUGCGCCCAGAAAUCCUCUCACCUACGGGAGACAUUGAAGAUCCCUCAUCAAACUCGGAAUCCUCUAGUUUAUUCCCUGGCAUUCCCAUGGAUUAUAUAAUUGUCAUUGUGGCCUCUGUUGGAGCUGUGAUGGCUGUUAUAGCUCUGAUGGUGCUGGUACGCUGUGCUACUCGUCGACGACAUAGUGACAAGCGCAGUGAUGUUGGAAUGGAUGGUGAUGUAGCCUCCCUACCCCCACCACUGCCAACCGAUUCACGACCCAACUCCUUCAUGACAGACGAUAUGUCAGAACUGGAGUGCCGGCCCCCAGAACUACCAUCGUCCCCAAGGCCUGGCCGCCACCACCACUUACACAAUGGUGGCAGUGGUGGGAUGGGUCUGGCAGCACACCUCACAGAUUCUGAUGCCUCCUGGCCCCGUGACCCAUCUCGGGAGGUCUCACCGGCAGUGCCUCAGUGCAAGGUCACACCCCUCUGUGCGGACACGACGCCCAGGGAAAGUCCGUAUGACCCGCACUUGGCCGGUUAUCCCUAUGGUGUCAACACGGAGCAGGCCGAGGAGUGGGGCCUGUACGAGAAGCACCAGCCUAGAACUACCAACCCGAUGCUCAGGAAGAACCAGUAUUGGGUGUAGUGAACUCUCGUUUAAGUUGUGCAGUGUCGCAUCAACUGCGUGUUAUGGUGCUAUUAUCUACUUCAUAAGAAAUCAAAUGUUGUGGAGGAAGAAAAACAUAGAAAUAUGUGUAUGCAUGAAUGAAGUGGAUCGUGUUUUGUGUUUACUUUCUGACUUGAAAAUAAUAUCUAGUAGAAUAAACUACAGACUGCAAUGAUUUUCCGAAGUUGUGUUUCAUAAAUGAAUUACAUGAUUUUCAUAUAAUGUUGUUUUUUUUUCGUUUUUUUUUUGCAUGAUGUCUGAGAAAGGUGAAAAUUAUUCAAGACAUUUGUGGCAUUUGAUGACUGUGGCCUUGCACCACUCAUUGUGAUAGUGCUACUGGUAAUGAAUUCUUCAAUGUGAAAGUAUUAUUGUGGUUAUUUGUGUUGGUUAUUUAUAUCUCGUGAUGGGAUUUUUACCUAAGCCCGGUCCGCAUGUUCAAUAUGAUGGCUUCUUGAACUACUGGUUUGUUAGUGGACUUUGUGCGUUCUUCUGAGUGUUUUGUUUACGGUAAAGUGUUCAUGAUUCACAAACUGUUUAGUCGAAGAAAUACGCACAAUCGCCAGUGUGAAAUCACCUCCAGUUAUUUAUGUUCAUAAGUUCAUGGGCAUUGAAAAAAAAAGAAAAAAAGAAAAACAAACUCACAGUUGUACUUAUAUAAAAUGAUGGUUUGAAUGUUCAGCAAGUACUUAGAAAUACCAAAAAAAGUCACGCACAUAUUUCACACUAAUAAUGGAUAUGUAUAAAUAUUGUUCAUAUGUGGUAUAGAUUCAACAGACCUUCUGUAUGUUGAAGGUUCAUUGAAUAUCAGAAAAGGCGUAAUAUUUGCCUCUCGAAUCUGAUUUAUUUAAGACUAAUCGAAUUCCUUAGAAAAUGGAGCGAAAGCUGAUGAUUUUGACGUGGGUUUAUUUUGGUUUUCAAAGACACAUGUAUAGGAGAACUUUAAUUUAAAUGGGUUUGAAAUCAUUUUUCCUUUAGCUGCUUAUAUGGUCAUAUUUACUGUAUAUUCCUAUGUAUUAAACAAACACACACACACACACACACACACACACACACACACACACACACACACACACACACACACACACACACACACACACACACACACACACACACACACACCA